AUGGGUCCCGUGGGCGCUGGGUGGCGCGCCACGUGGGUGCUGGCCGGGGGCGUCCUGGUCGCGGCCCUGGCUCUGAGGGCCCCAGGCUGGCUCCCCGCGGGCCCCGGCCCGCUCCAUCACCCCUUCGGCGAGCAGACUCCCCGCACGUUGCCCGCGGCGGGCCAGGUCGGGCCCUGCCCGGGGACCCCUUCGGCACCCAGCGGGGCAGGGCCCGAGCGCAGAGCACAGGGCCUGUUCUGUAGGACGUGGCUGCAUGUGGAGCGCUCUCACCUGAAGACGGCAGAGUUUAACUGCUGUGUUUACUGCCUUUCGCUCCUGUCCUGCUGUGCUUGGCUGUCUUGCAUAGAAGUCCCACUUGGAAUGAAACCCAACAGGAACACCGACGUCCCCAGCCCAGUCCUGACCUCGGCAGCCUCCCCAGGGCUGUGGACUCAUUCCUUAUUUGCCUUCGCACCUUCCUGGCCCAAGAGGAACCUCUUUAAAAGAGAGUCUGCUGUAACGCCCCACCUGUAUGGAGAUAUUUCAAGACAAGUUCAAGGGACUUCAGAGAAUGGAGUAAUUUUUCAGAAAUGUGCGCUGGUGUCGGGGCAGAGUGAAUCACAGACAGUGCUCAUUCACCUGUUCGUGAACAACACCAAGACGCCCUCGUCAGCCAACCUCUCAGAACUGCUCGUGCUGGAUGACAUCACAGGCCUCACCCUCAGGGAGUCGGUCGGGAACAAGACCCAGGAUGGAUUCCAGGCUUUCAGAAAGAAGUUUCUGCAAGUUGGAGACUCCUACUGGGUGACCUACACGGCCUCGCUGGACUCGGAAGCAGUGGGGACGGGAGAGAGGCUGACCCUUCCUGCCCAGCUCACCUUUCAGAGCUCCUCACCGAACAGGACACAGCUGAAAGCCCUUCUUACCAUAACAGCAGAAGAGAAGGUAACGGUUCUACCCAACCAUGGUCUCCACGCAGCGGCCUUCUUCACUGCCUUCCUGGUCUCCCUGGCACUGAGCUGGACGGUACUCUUCUUCUUCACGCGAUACCAGUGUCUGCAGGGAGGUGUGCUGGCCAGACGUGGGGUUCAGCGAGCCGAGAGCAAGUUGGAGCCCUCGCCUUUCACCUCGGCGGGCGGAGUGAAUGAGGACCUUUCCCUCAAUGACCAGAUGGUGGACAUCCUGACUUCCGAGGACCCCGGGAGUAUGCUGCAGGCCUUAGAGGAGCUGGAGAUCGCAACCCUGAACCAGGCAGAUGCAGAUCUGGAGGCCUGUCGCACCCAAAUCAGCAAGGACAUCAUUGCCCUUCUGCUGAGGAGUCUGACCAGUGGCGGCCACCUUUCCCCCCAGGCGGAGAGAAGGAUGGCUCUUGUUUUCAGAAAGCAGUUUCUACUCCUGGAAAAGGAAGUACAAGAGGAGUAUGACCGGAAGAUGUUGGCCUUGACAGCUGAGUGUGACCUGGAAACUAAAAAGAAGACAGAAAACCAGUAUCAGAGGGAGAUGUUGGCGACGGAGGAAGUAGAGGAGUUGCUGAAGCGUGUGAGCGAGCGGUCUGCUGCCGAGUGCCGGGGCCUGCUGCGGACCCUCCACGGCCUGGAGGAGGAGCACCUGAGGAGCGCCCUGGCUUUGCACCAGGGGGAGGACUUCGCACAGGCUCACAGGCAGCUGGCCAUUUUCCAGAGAAACGAGUUGCACGGUAUCUUUUUUGCCCAGAUAAAAAGUGCUAUUUUGAAAGGGGACCUGAAGCCAGAGGCCGCUAAAAUGCUGCUUCAAGAUUAUUCUAAACUGCAGGAGAAUGUGGAAGAGCUGAUGGAUUUCUUCCAGGCUACUAAGAGGUAUCAUCUAAGUAAAAGGUUUGGCCACAGGGAGUACCUGGUUCAGAACCUGCAGUGCAUGGAGACCCGAGUGCAAGGCCUUCUGAGCACCGCAGCUGCGCAGCUGACCCAGCUCAUCCAGAAACAUGAGAGGGCGGGGUACCUGGACGAAGACCAGAUGGAAGUGCUCCUGGAGCGGGCUCAGACGGAAGUCUUUUCUAUAAAACAGAAGUUGGAAAACGACUUAAAGCAGGAAAAGAAAAAGCUCCACCAAAAGUUGGUGACCAAGAGAAGGCGAGAGUUGCUUCAGAAGCACAAGGAGCAGCGGAGACAGCAGCUGUCCACCGGAGAAGCCCUCCGGGCUGCUGAAGACGCCGGCCAGUACCUGGGCCAGUGGAGGAGCAUGGUGGCCGAGCACAGCGGCGCCCUGGAGGAGCUGCAGGAGGGCCUGGACCAGGCCGCCCUGGACGACCUGCGGGCCCUGACCCUGGCGCUGUCGGAGAAGGCCACCGAGGCGCUGCGGCGCCUGCAGAGCUCGGGGAUGACGCAGGAGCUGCUCAAGCGCAGCGUGCCCUGGCUCUUCCUGCAGCGGAUCCUGGAGGAGCACGGCCAGGAGUCGGCCGCCCGCGCCGCGCAGCUGGAGGCCGAGGAGAGGGAGCGGGGCCAGGAGGGCGUCCGGAGCGUGAGGCAGAGGCUGCAGGAGGACGCCCCGGAGGCCUCGGUGGAGGAGCAGGCGGAGCUGAGGUGCUGGGAGCGCCUGAUCUUCCUGCGGCUCUGCUGCUCGGCCUUCUCACUGUCUGAAGAGGAGCUGCUCAGGAUGAGGCAGGAGGUCCACGGCUGCUUCGCCCAGAUGGACAGGAGCUUGGCCCUACCCAAAAUCCGGGCCCGAGUCCUGCUGCAGAGAUUCCAGACCUCCUGGCGGGAAGCAGAGGUCCUGAAGCUGGACCAGGCCCUGGCUGCACCCGAGCUGCAGUCCAAGGCAAGGAAGCCGCGGUCCAAGAGUAAAAGCAAGGUAGACCUUUUGAAGAAGUGCAUUGAAGACAAGAUUCGCCUCUUUGAGGAACAGGCUCCUGAGGACCUGGUAGAAAAGGUGCGAGGGGAGCUGCUGCGGGAGAGGGUGCAGCGGCUGGAGGCCCAGGAGGGACGCUUCGCGGAGUCGCUGGUUGCUGUGCAGUUCCAGAAGGCGGCGCGGGCCACCGAGACCCUGUCGGCCUUCACCGCCCUGCUCAGCAUCCAAGGUCUGCUGCUGGAGGAGCUGAGGGAGUCGGAGACACUGAGCCAGGCGGCUUGCGGCCAGAUCCUGCAGUCCCACAGCCCGGAGCUGCAGGACCUGGACAGGAGGCUGGAGGACCAAGUGGCCCAGCAGGAGGCAGCCCAGCAGCAGCAGGCCCUGGCCAGCUGGCAGCACUGGGUGGCUGGGGGGCCCGGGCUCCUGAGCGAGCCUGGGGAGGAGGACUCUGACAGGCCCAUCUCCGCCGUCCUGCAGCAGGCCCUGGGCAAGGGCCAGAAGUUACUGGAUCUCCACCAGCAAAGUUGGAGACAAGAGCAGCAGGACAGCGCUGUGCUGGAGGAUCUGCUGGAGAACAUGGAGACGGACACCUUCGUGACCCUGUGCGGCCAGGAGUUGAGGCUGGCGUCGUACCUCUGCAAGAUGGCGAUGGUGCCCGGGGCCACGCUGUGCCGCCUCCUGAGUGUGCUGCUGCCCGCGGGCUCCCAGCCCCAGCUGCUGGCCCUGCUGGAUUCGGUCAGUGAGAAGCACUCGGACCGUGCAGCAGACCACGAGGGCAGGGAGCAGGCCGACCCUGGCAGGAGGAGGAAACACCAGGCCUGGUGGCAAGCCCUGGAGAGGAAGCUGCGAGGUGAUCUGAUGGCCAGGGGCCUGGAGAAGGUGCGCUGGGCCCAACAGAGGAAGGCGAGCAUAUUAAAGAAGACGUAUGUCCCCAUCAGGGAGAGGAUGGCGUUCUGCGGAGAAGGCUGGCCGCACCUGUCCUUGGAGACCAUUGGCGAACCGGCCCCUGUCCCCAUCCUAGGUGCUGAAGCCCUCGACGUGUUAAACACAGGCGAAAAGCUCUUCAUAUUCAGAAACCCCAAGGACCCGGACAUCUCUCUGCACAUCCCUCCCAGGAGGAAGAAGAACUUCCUGAACGCCAAGAAGGCCAGCAGGGCCCUGGGCUUGGACUAA
Molecule: messenger RNA, 3975 nt
Organism: Marmota flaviventris (yellow-bellied marmot)
Lineage: Eukaryota; Metazoa; Chordata; Mammalia; Rodentia; Sciuridae
Source: RefSeq, a predicted model, not a curated record